Molecule: messenger RNA, 2776 nt
Organism: Closterium sp. NIES-67
Lineage: Eukaryota; Viridiplantae; Streptophyta; Zygnematophyceae; Desmidiales; Closteriaceae
Source: the annotation of a GenBank genome assembly
UGCUCAUCCUCGCAUGACAGCUUCAUGAAUUCGCUCAGGGAAUCCCGCGCUUCGGAGACCCUUGAGCAUGUCAUGCAUGGAUGGAGUCAGAUCAGAUCUUCGAGCAUCUCGGGCAUCACGGAUCUCCUCCCAUGGUGUGAAGCAGAAACUGUCAGGAAUGUCCAGUUCUCGACGUCACUGGCGCUGGAGUAAUCUGAGGAAGUCCGGAAAUGCCAGGAUGCCAGUCCGGAGGCCUUCACGCAUUUAUUGACUUUCGGAGGCUUUCUUGCAACACAGACUUGUAGUCUGGUCAGCUUUUUUGUGAACACGGACGACUAGUAUGAUUAGCUUCCCGCAAAUACGAGAACCGUGAUUGAGGCCAGAAGAUCUUAGAGCUCCUCGCACUCCUUACUAGGAGCCUCCCGUAAUAGUAUUAGUGUUCUAAUCUUGGCUUACUGUGAGCUCCUCUUUCGUCUAGUCGCUAGCACGUGCUGCGACUUCCUUCUGCAUGCCAUGUCGAGCUACCCCUCUUCCCCGUCCCUUCCUGGCUUCGAUCUGUCGGCCACCGCUUAUUCCUUCCGACCUCCCCUGACGAACGUCUGCACCGCUCUCAUAUCGAAUCUGUCUCCAUCCUCGAUAUGGACAUGCUCAGCUUCAAGGCAAUCAAGCGUCGUCGUCGUGGAUCUGUGGCCGUCCGAUGCGAUCUACCUAUCCAACGAGCCAGCUUGCAGCAGCUAUCUUCUCAUUCCUGCGGAGAACGUGUGGGAUGUGAUUGUACGAACGGCGAUGUACACACUGGCGUUGGUGUACCUGUUCAUAGGCCUCGCUACAAUCACAGGCAAAUACAUGGAGGCCAUGGAGAACAUCGUUCAGCAGACCCGUAAAGUGAGAAUCUGGGACCCAGCGGCCAGGCGGUGGGUGGAGUCACAGCAGCGCAUCUGGAAUCCAGCCAUCGCUGACAUCACGCUGCUGGCGCUGGGCACGUGCGCGCCUCAGAUCUCCCUCGCAGUCAUUGACGCCGUCAGACGCCUGGGCAAGAGUGGCGGACAGGAUCUGGGGGCAGGCACCAUCAUAGGCGGGGCAGCGUUCAACCUCUUCCCCAUCCUGGCUGUCUGUGUGCUCGUGCCACCGCCCGGCGCCGUCAAGCGCAUCUCGGACGUGGGCGUGUUUCUGGUGGAGUUCGUCUGGUCGCUCUGGGCCUAUGUGUGGCUCUACGUCGUGCUGCAGGUUUGGACGCCGGGUGAGGUGACAAUAACGGAGGCCGUGAUGACAGUGCUGCAGCUGCCGCUGCUCAUGCUGCAUGCAUACGCCCAGGAGCAGCGCUGGCCCUUCAUAGCCCUGCCACUCACACCAUCUACCAGCCCACCUCCCUUUGAAGUUGCUGUUGGUGGCGCCACAGUAGGCGCGGCUAGCUCAGCAAUCCAGGAGGAUUUUCGAAGUGUGACUGUACAGCGUGCUUCAUUUACAGCGGGUGAUGUAGGGGGCGAUGUGGGUGCAGGUGGCCGUGCAGCAACAUCUGGGGCGCAGAUUGAGUCGCCUCCAGGGGGUACCGGUGGCGCUGCCAUGAAUGGCCAUGCAGCACUGGGCGAGUUCUCUACUCCUUCUAGCAGCAGCAGCAGGAGGCGGAGGAGCAGUGAGUACGAGCGCAGCAGCAGACGCAGCAGUGGUGGAGAAGGGGGGAUGGGGAGGGGUAGCCGCAGGCAUAGCUUAUCAUCCCAGGCGGAGGAUAGAGAGUGGGGGUAUGUGGAGGAGGGUGAGGAGGACGGAAGGGGAGGGCAGAGCGCGGUGCAGGGGCGUCAGCAGAAAGCUGUGGACGCCGUGCCUCUGCAAGGCUGUAUUGUGGAUGAGCGUUCUCAUUCCAACUCUCAUGAGCGCUCUGAUGGGAGUGAUGGCAGCGACAGUGCUGUGCACGAGAGAGAUGGCAGCAGUGGCAGGAGGAAGGAGUCAUUCGCCAUGCGAUGGAGGCAACAGAUCGUCCUCUCCAUGAUGCUGUACCCCUCAGAUUACCUAUCUCGCACAGCACAUGCCAGCACGCACCCCUCCCAUAUGCGACCAGCAGCACAUAAGGCCCGCCCAGUGGCAGCACGGGUGUGGCGGGUGGUGCUGCACGCGGUGUGUUUCCUCUGGAAGGCGCUCUGCGCGCUGCUCAUCCCCCCGCCCGAUGCGCUGCACGGCUACCCCGCCUUCACCGCCAGCAUCCUCGUCAUCACCGCCAUCGCCGCUCUCGUGGUGGAGCUGGCGUCGCUGUUCGGCUGUGUAACAGCGGUGAACUCGUUUGUGGUGGCCAUAACGCUGCUGGCGUCGGGCACAUCCAUCCCGGACCUCAUAGCCAGUGUCGUGGCUGCGGACCACAUGCCCACUGCAGACUCGGCCAUCGCCAACAUCAAUGCCAGCAAUUGCAUCAUUGUUUUCUCGGGCAUGGGUGUUCCAUGGCUCAUCACCACUCUCUACAACAAAUUUGUUUUGGGAUCAUCAUACAGCGUCAGCACAACAGGCCUUGGGUUUUCCAUCAUUGUGUUUUUCCUAACGACUUUUGUUUGCAUGGCAAUCCUUUUUGCUCGGAGGAAAUUGCUCGGAGGAGAGCUUGGAGGGCCCAAGCCUCUUGCCUGGCUGUCGUGCUUUGCAUUCAUGCUGCUAUGGUUGAUAUACAUGCUGCUUUCUUCUUUGAAUGCAUAUGGAAUAAUUGGAGACGUGGUGUAGGUUGCAACGUUGCAAUGAAAAGAUUGUGUAUGUAUGACAAUCGGAUCUGGAUAGGCGGUAGCAGUUCUAUCAUUUGAAGUUGGAACCUAAUUUGACG